This is a messenger RNA of Paramecium tetraurelia, 435 nucleotides long. RefSeq lists its product as uncharacterized. The record is from RefSeq and is a predicted model, not a curated record. The transcript is spliced from 2 exons. Gene Ontology annotation, cellular component: plasma membrane. Lineage: Eukaryota; Ciliophora; Oligohymenophorea; Peniculida; Parameciidae.
AUGGAAGAGGAUGAUAAAGAGAUUAAAAUUUAAUACUAAAAGAUAUAUUUUGAUUACAAAACUGAAUAUCAACAGCUGAAGUUGUAAGUAACUAUUAUUAUUAUUACAUCAAAAUGGAAAAAGAAGUUACUAUCCUUUGACUUGUUUAUAUUGAAAGAUUAUUAACCUAAGCAAAUAUAGUCUAGAACCAAAACCUGGAGAAGAAUAGUGUUAAUAUCAUUAAUUAUCGCAUCAAAGAUUUAGGAUAAUGAAUCUUUUGAAAAUCGACAAUUUUGCUAAAGCAUUCCCUCAAUAUUAACAAAAGACAUUAACGAAAUGGAAAGAAUACUUCUUAUCUUAUAAGAUUAUAGACUCCAAGUAUAUCCUGCAGAAUAAUAUUUUAUUUUGAUAAUUUACACUGAAAGCAAAAAGAAGAAUUUUCCAUUACGUACUUGA